CUGCCCCCCCGUCCUUACACAGAUUUAGGUCUGAAAGCGAAGCGAAGAGAAGAGAAGGGGAAGCGAGCGAGAGAGAGAGAGAGAGAGGGAGGGAAUGGAGUUUUGAGGGUGAGGCAACAGAAGGAAAGUCGAGGGGUCGUCGGGGGCGGAGGAGUUGUGUGUGACAGACAGGGAAGGCAACGGGGAAUUCAUGACGAGAAUGGCUUUAGCUCGGAAUGCAAAUCGUGGUCAGCGACGGACGCCACGACUGUACACGACCGCGGGCGGCACCGGGGAUUCGUUGCUCUCGCUGCCGUGUGUGCUGUGAGGAGGCGAAGAACGAAGCUUUCAUCUUGCUCCAUGGAGGAGUGAGUGUCUGGCAGAUUUGCGCGGGCAAACGAGAAUAGGACAGGAUAGGACAUGGUAGCACAGCACAGGGCAGGCACGGUCGAGAAAGGAAGGGAAGGCGGGGUGCUCUCAUGAGGACAGGGCAUUGAUUCGUGCUGAUGAGAUAUAAUCGUUCGGAUGCACGCUGUUCGGUUCAGGUUUUAGGAUGAAGGAACAGCGGCGGAUUUGUAUACAGGUUGGCUCGUCGAUUAGGCGGCAUUGAGCACUGUUGGUGGUGGACCUUGUAGUUCGAGUCGAGGAGGCGUUUUUUUUCUUUUCUGGGAGGAGAGUUUUUACUCUUCCGAUUGCGCACCAGCUCGGGGUAUGGGUGAUUUGCUCAGAAACAAAUCGGCGUAUGAAUCUGACGAUGAGAAAGCGGAGGAGGAAAAUGAGGAAGAGGACGAGGAGAAUGGGGAGAGGGGGCGGGGACGCAUGCUGGGGUUUAUGUUCGGCAAUGUCGAUGAUGCCGGGGAUCUUGACGAGGAGUAUCUUGAUCAGGAUGCGAAGGAGCAUUUGUCUGCUUUGGCUGACCAACUGGGUCCAUCUUUGGUGGAUAUGGAACUUUCCGCAAAAUGGAAGAGGUCUGCAGCUGGCAAAAAUGCAGAGGAGGAGCAAGAAGAUUACGCGAAGAAGGCGGAGGAUGCUGUUGACUACGAAGACAUUCAAGAAGAGUAUGACGGUCCAGAGGUGCAGCUCCUUCCUCAGGAGGAGCAAUUUUAUGCACAAGCAGCCAUAGCAGGACCUUCACGUAAAUUGGCCGACGAGGACAAUUACGAUGAGGAAGAGGAAGAAGAACCUGCAGAAGGAAAUGAACUUGUAACUGACGCGGAGUUAGUAGAUGUGUCGUUGGCUGAACCUGAACCUGAAGAAGAACCAGUGAUUUUGCCUGUGGCAAAGGAGGGUGACUUAGCGGAGGCAGCCAAACUUGCUGAAGUUAGCGAAGUAAGAGAGGAAGCCAAGGAAGAAGACCUACAAACUAAGACUCCUCUCGUUGAGGAGGAACAAACCGGAACUAAGCCACAAGAUGAGGACUCUCCCAAGAUUGAGCUUCCUGUUUUAUGUGAAGAGGACGGGAAAGAGGUCUUGUGGUUUUCCGAAAUUUUUGGAGACAACCGACCUUACUAUUGGUUGCAACUAGGAAUAGGGGCUGGUCGACAAAAGCGACAUACUCCCAGAGAAAAAGUUGAAUGGGCUGAAGAAGAGGAUGAGGCUCUGGAAGAAGAUGAAGAAGAGGUCUUUAAAUCUUGUCCUUACAGGCACCCCACAGGAGAUGAUCUGUCAAGUAUCGAAAUUGACAAGGAUGAGGAUGAUGGGGUAGAGGAAGAAGAGCAGGAAAGCAGCGCAGCUGAAGAAGAUACUUCCGAACCGUCCCCUGAAACCGAGGGAGAGCUGAAGGGUGGUGCAAAGGGAAGAAGGUUCGAGUUUUACUCGUCUCAAGCAAUGAAGGGUGGGACAAAUGACUGGGAGGAGUUAAGUCAAUGGAGGGAUAGUAUACCGUCUGCCAAUUUCGUUGCAAUACAUCAGCAAGACUGGGAAGCCAACAUUUUAUGGGACAAGGUGGAGAAUCGGGGAGUUAAGCUUAGAGAAUUACGGAGUGAGGAAGAAUUUUCGGAAGGAUCUAUAGAGGUGGAAUCGGAGAGUGACGAGGAUAUGAUCUACAGUAGGAUUGGACAGAAGACAUCCCGGCAGAGUCAAAGAAAUCCUUUAGGGAUGUCGAACGAGCCAGAGAGAUCUGUUCUUCAAGAGUGGAAUAGGCCUGUAACAGUUGAACCGCUUAGUCGUCCCCAUUUAAAAUCUAGUGAGGAUGCCGAAACUGCUCUGGAACACCGACAUCCGCAAAUGUUAAGGUUGGAGUCACUUUCAAUUGACACCACACUACCCGACAUCGAAGGGAAAGGAGAAGGUGACACAAGUGAUUUAGGGAGUCGUCUGAACAAGUUGAGCAUGACUUGUAGUCAGAAGAAUAGGGAGCUGGCAUCGGGAUCGUGGUUAGAUAAUGUUUUGUGGGAUCACGAUAGUCCAUCUGGGGAUCUCAAUUGCGAGAGACCGAAAUUUAUAUACGACCUCCAGGACGGCGAGAUGGUCUUUGAGAUUCCAAACAAUAAGUGGGGACAGACGCUGCGAGUUCAUGCAGCAGCUGUGGUACUUUCUCCUACCGGUGGUAAAGAUGGUGGAGUUGAAGGCGGGGAAGUUGUCAUGCAUGCUGCAUCAUCCAUAGCUCGCUUCAAUAUUUCUAAUGAUAAAUAUUACACCAAUAAGAAGACUCAUCAACAGCAGAAGUCUCAUGCGAAGAAGCGAGCCGUUCAUGGAGUGAAAGUGAUGCAUUCACUUCCUGCAAUCAAGCUGCAAACGAUGAAGCCGAAGCUUACAAACAAGGAUCUGGCGAACUUUCAUCGCCCAAAAGCUGUCUGGUAUCCUCAUCACAACGAGGUGGCUGCGAAAGAACAAGGGAAACUUGCUGUCAAAGGCUCCAUGAAGGUCAUUUUGAAGACUUUGGGUGGAAAGGGUAGCAAGUUGUAUGUUGACGCAUCAGAGACUGUGGAAGUCCUCAAGGCUAAGGCUGCCAAGAAGUUGGGAGAUUUGAAAGCCUCAGAGAAAACCAAGUUAUUAUAUUCGGGGAAGGAGCUGGAGGAAGGGCGGACUUUUGCAGAGCAGGAAGUGCCGCCUAAUUCGGUGUUGCACCUUGUGCGCACAAGGAUUUGUCCGUGGCCUAAGGCUCAGAGGUUACCGGGUGAAAAUAAGCCUAUACGGCCACCAGGGGCUUUUAAGAAGAAGUCUGAGCUCUCUGUCAAAGAUGGGCAUGUUGCGCUGAUGGAAUACUGUGAAGAACGACCUCUUUUGCUCAGCAACGUAGGCAUGGGGGCACGUCUUUCGACCUAUUACCGGAAGAGUACUCCUACUGAUACGACUGCUGCGACUCUGCGCAACGAGAGAGGCCCGUGGGUCGGGGUGCCCUUACCCUUAGAGCCAACGGAAGACUCUCCGUUUCUCGGUGACAUCCGACAAGGGGAUACGGUGUCCAGCCUUGAGACCAACAUGUAUAGAUCUCCCGCUUUUUCGCAUAAAGUUCCACAUACAGAUUUUCUCCUGGUCCGUUCUGCAAAAGGCAAACUGUCAUUGCGGCGCAUUGACAGUCUGCACGUUGUUGGGCAGCAGGAACCUCAUAUGGAAGUGUUGACACCUACUUCUAAAACCGUGCAAUAUUACAUUGGCAUGAGAUUGUUGGUCUACGUUUAUCGGGAAUUUCGAGCCAAUGAAAAACCUUCGUCCGUUCCACGUGUACGAGCUGAUGAAUUGAUUUCCCAGUUUCCUGCACUAACCGAGGGUUUUAUACGAAAACGCUUGAAGCAUUGCGCCGAUCUUCAGAAAGGACCUGGAGGGGAGAUGUGGUGGGUUAUGCGACGUAAUUUUCGAAUUCCAUCCGAAGAAGAGUUGCGACGGAUGGUGACUCCAGAAAUGGUCUGCACGUACGAGAGCAUGCAAGCAGGUCUACAUCACUUAAAGCGCAUGGGAGUUCAAAAGCUUACUCAACCAUCCGGUUUGAGUGCCGCAAUGAAUAUGCUUCCAGAUGAGGCGAUCACACUUGCUGCUGCUUCCCAUAUCGAGCGUGAAUUGCAGAUUACACCUUGGAAUCUAAGUUCAAAUUUCGUUUCUGCAACUCUUCAGGGUCGUGGAAGCUUGGAGCGCUUGGAGAUAACUGGAGCAGGGGAUCCGUCAGGACGAGGCUUAGGAUUCAGCUACUUGAGAGUUGCCACUAAGCCGCCCAAUGUCGGUGCCAUAGUGGAGAAGAAAGCAGCUGUAGCACGAGGUGGAGGAGCUGUCACGGGAACUGACGCUGACCUCCGUCGUCUCAGUAUGGAUGCUGCUCGCGAGGUAUUACUGAAAUUCAAAGUUUCUGAAGCCCAAAUAGAUAAACUUACUCGGUGGCAUCGAAUAGCUUUAGUAAGGAAGCUUUCAAGUGAACAAGCAGCGUCAGGAGUGAAAGUCGGUGUUGCUGCCCUGAAUAAGUUUGCCCGAGGACAACGGAUGUCAUUCAUGCAGCUCCAACAACAAACUAGGGAAAAAUGUCAGGAGAUAUGGGAUCGUCAAGCGCAAAGUCUUGCAGCUGCUGAGGGAGAAGACUCUGAGUCUGACGGUGAGGCAAAUGGUGAUUUAGACUCAUUUGCGGGAGACCUUGAGAAUCUUCUGGAAGCUGAGGAAGGCGAGGAUGGAGAAGAGAGAAAAGGCAGGAAAGAUGGUAUGAGAGGUCUAGGGGCUCGACGACGGGCUUUGCAAGCUCAGAAAGAGGAAGAAAUGGAAGACGAAGAAGCCGAAGCAGCCGAGCUUCGCCGCAUGCUUCUGGAAGAUGACGAGGCCGAAGAGGAGCAGAAGAAGAAGAAAAGUGGGACUGUGAGCAAGGAGAAGAAGGUUGCUCAGCCCAAAGAGGCAAACGGUGCUGAAGCAGAAGCAUCAGCCUCAGCCGCUAAGAAGAAACGAAGGAUUUUGAAACGAAUCAUUCGCACGAAGAAGCCAGAUGGCACCUACACUUCUAGGGAGAUUAUUAUCGAUGAUCCGAAGGAGGUUGCUCUCUAUUUAGCCAAGAAGAAUUCGUUGAAAACGGCUGGUCAGAAGACAACAGGGGACAAAGUAAAUGUACCCAAGAAAGGUGCCGCAAAACCAAAGAAGGAAAAGAAGCCCCCUGUAAUUAAAGAUGCGGCUAAACCGAAGGCACCGGCGAAGAAGGUGACUAGCAAAGAAGGAGGAAAAGAAAAGCCUGGCAGAGAUGGGUUGCGAGUUGUUUGUGGUGCUUGUGGCCAGCUUGGGCACAUGCGAACGAACAAGAAAUGCCCACUGUACAUGGAAGAUUCUGAAGGGAAUCUACAGCGACAUGACAGCGCUGCCGCAGAAGGUUUACUUGAGCGUCAAGGCACGAAGAUCACUAUCAAGAAGAAGAAGAUUGAUGAACUACAGCUCAAUAAGCCUACCCAACCGAUGAAGGUUACGCCUAAGAAACCUGUGAAGGCCCCUACCCCAACAGUCAAGUUCCCUGCUUUGAAGAUUAAGAUACAGAGUGCUGCCAAAGAAAAUCACUCUGAAAGUAGUUUAGGAAAUAACGGUAGCAAAUUAGAGACUAAUAGUAUAACGAAGGAGAGGCCACAGGUGGCCGAGCAAGAGAAGCCUAUUGUGAAGAGCCCUCUUGUAGGAGAUGACCUGAAAUUUUCACAGGGUUUUCCUCCGGAGAAAAUCCAAGGAAAUAAGUUGAAGAUCAUGAAGAAAAACAAGAAGAAGAAGGUGAAGGAGAAGGCACCUGUGAAACAGGUCAAGAAGCCGGAUGAGUACUAUGAUCAGCCAGGUGUAGGACAUAGCGAUAGCGAGUUUGAGAAAGAACGGGAGUUGGAAGCCGAGAGGCAGAGAUUAGAAAUGGAGAGAGAGCAGGAGGAAAGGGAAAAGGAGAUGGAAAGAGAGCGGGAAAGGGAGAGGGAAGAACGUGAGAGGGACAGGCAAAGGGACCAGAUGAGGCUUCAAAAGAGGAAAGAAAAGAUGCUCGAAAAACAACGGAAGGAGAAAGAGUUAGAAAGAGAAGAGAAAGAGAGGGAAGAGAGAGAAAGGCUAGCACAAGAACAGAUGGAGAAGGAUAGACUAAGAGAACUGAAGGAGAAGAAGAGACAAAGAAUAAGGGAGGAGAAAGAGAGGGAAAGGUUAAGGGAGGAGAAAGAGAAGGAGAGAGAAUUACAGAAGGAGUUGGCGAGGGAAGAGAAGGAGAGGGCAAGGGCGAGGGAGGAAAUGGAACGCGAGAAAGAAAGGGAGAGGCUGAUGCGAGAAGAAAAGGAGAGGCAAGACAGGAUUGAGAGGGAAAGGGCCGAGAAGGAAAGAGAGAGGCAAGAGAAGCUAAGACUACAAAGACUCAAACAGGAGAAAAUCAGGGAGGAGGAACUUCAAAAGGAAAGGAUGCAAAAGGCCAGGCUGGAGAAGGAGAAGAAGUUGAAGGAGAAACAGAAGGAGGAAAAACUGAAGGAACAGAAGCUAUUGAUGGAGAAACCGAAGAUCCGCGAGAAACAGAUUCAUGCCCCUGCUGAGAAAGAGCUUAGGGUCCGUGAGCCACCAAGAGAGACUACUGGCAAGAAAGAGAAAGGGCGAGUUCUCAAGAAAAGGGCUCAUACGGAGUUGGGAGCUGGAGGAGGUCAACGAGUGGAUGCAGUCAAAAGGCGCAAAAGGGGAGGGGAGGAGGUGGAACUAUCAAACCAUUUUGAGUCAAUUGUUGAACAUCUCAAGAACUCAGACGUGGCCUACUUGUUUCUCAAACCGGUAUCAAAGAAAGAGGCUCCUGAUUAUCUGGAUUACGUAAAGAAGCCGAUGGAUUUGGGCUUGAUCAGAGACAAGGUGCGUAAGAUGGUGUACAGAUGUCGGGAUGACUUCCGCGCAGAUGUGGAGCAAAUUGCCGAAAACGCCCAUAUCUACAACGAUGGUAGAAACCCUGGUAUACCACCUCUCGCAGAUAAGCUUCUUGACCUUUGUGAUAGUCAAUUGCGUUUAAAAAAGCAAGAGUUUGAAGAGUUGGAAGAUGCAUUGGAAGGAUACGAAGGGGAUGGACUAUAUGCUGCCCCCAAUGGAAGAGUCUCCCCUCCUUUGGAUCGCCGGCGCAAACGGCUGUAUUGAUCGACAGUUUUGCGUGUUUUUAAUUUGGGUAGUCUGUAGCAUAUUAGAUUUUGGCGCCACUCAGAGAUGAGGAAUAGGAGAGAUUAGGAGAGGAGAGAAAUUUGUACAGAAUCAAGGACUAGUUCAGGAAAUUCGAAUGCCUUCACCCAUUCAUUCUUUUGUUCAUACUGUGACAUUAAUUACACACUGAACUCAGGCCCUAGAGUAGUUACCCACAACAGGGUAAUGCCUUCACAGCCGUCGUCCAGCCCCGGCCUAUACCUUGGAACAUAAGUGUAUCACAUAUCAUGAGACUUUAGAGCAGAGCAGGUAGCAAGCCCCCAAUUUUUUCAGUCAUCUAUGUGACAAGGCCGUUGUUCAAUAUAUUCAAAAUAAAAGUCAAAACAGGGCAGCUAAUAAAGCUGCGGUGGUUUUUACUCCGGGCAUGUUGCCAGAACCCGUAGAUGGUUGCUGUGCUGCGGUUUGCGAAAUCUGUGCUGGUCAUUGAGCGAUGCAAUAUAUGACAAGAUUUAAUAGCAAUGAGUACUGCUUUUCUGGGUAUCCGUUUAUUUUAUUUCGUUGGUUGGAUGAUGUGGAUGAGGUUCUCAAUCAUUUUCGGAGGAGUUUGAAUUUCAUUCAACUUGUAACUUUAUCUCCAAACACGUGCAGACGUCCUAACCC
This is a messenger RNA of Marchantia polymorpha subsp. ruderalis, 7662 nucleotides long. NCBI's taxonomy places the organism in Eukaryota, Viridiplantae, Streptophyta, Marchantiopsida, Marchantiales, Marchantiaceae. The record is from the annotation of a GenBank genome assembly.